Messenger RNA from Blepharisma stoltei, 822 nucleotides. The record is from the annotation of a GenBank genome assembly. Lineage: Eukaryota; Ciliophora; Heterotrichea; Heterotrichida; Blepharismidae.
AUGCAAUCUGAGCCUCAAAGCAUAGCCCAUGAAAUCGUGAUUGACAAUCGAUCAAAUUCUUUAAGUGAUAUCAGCGAGCUGCCAAGCUACCUUAAUGUAGCGGUAAACCAGAACAACCUUGACAACCUUGAUGAAAGUAAUUCCAAUGAUAUUUUUAUCAACAUUACAAACUGCUCAGCACCUGUACAUCCAAGUGUAUAUAACUCUAUUCCUAUUAAUGAACUUGACCUAGGUAUUGAGCCUAACUGAGAACUCUCACAAACCUGCUGCAGAGCAAUCUAUCGUGUAGAAGCACCCAAUGGAGACGCAAGAAAAGUUUAUGCCUUGGCUCAGCUUAGAAAUAGGUCAAGCUGCAGAGUUUUGAUGAGCAGGAAUAGAGAAAUCCCUGUAAUAAAAGAAGCUCAUUAUGAACUUCAGCCAAUUGAAAAUACGUUUUUAGAAGAAAUAUGCAGCCAAGAAGAGUUACAAGAUUUUUGCAAUGGGGCAGCGAUUUAUUGUAAAGAUAUCAUACGCAAAUUAAACCAUUUAGUUUUAUUUUACAAUGUGACCUCCUAUCUAUCCCUUAUAAUAUUCGUAUUUUUAGCUUUUCUGUUUUUAGCACUAAACCAAGUGGUGUUGACUUUUGUACUGGUAGGGCUUUUUAUGCUAUUUAUAUAUGCCUUCCAUCAUAAGUUUUUUGUUUUUAUAAGAGGAUACCCAGAAAAAGUGAAUCAAAAAUUGGCUGAAUAUUUGACUUUUAAUAAAAUAAACCUAGCACAAAUCGGCAUAAACCCAAGACCUGGGCCUUUCGGGAUUUAUAUUGAAUUUACUCCUUAUGUAUAA